AUGCACGCUCCACAGAGGCCGGCAUGGAAGAUUCUUUGUGUGGUUUUGAUCAGCACAGCAGGAGAAGACGUUCCCUGUCCAAAAGGUGGACAGAUCCACCUGCCGAGCCUGCGAUGCUUCUGGCUCUCUAGAAAUGCGUCCACUUGGUCCGAAGCUUCGGAUUCUUGUCAGCAGACUCAUGGCGGAGACGUGGCAGCUGCGGACACUUUGGAAGUGCAGGACUUCCUCCAGCACUCCUUCGCUGUGGAGAGCACGGUGUGGGUUUGGCUGAAGGGAGCAAGCGCAGGAGGACCAAACCUUGGUGGGCUUGUGGAGUCCGCAAGAGAUGGAGACGUCAGUGAGAAACUCAGAGAAUGUCCUCAGAUGGCACUGGGAAGAGCUGGAGAAUGGAGGACAAUCCCUUGUAGUCAACAGCAUCACUUUUUAUGUGAAAACCGAUUGGAUGAAUAUUUACCAGACCUGGACAGUUACCUUGUCGGAGUGGUUCUGAUGACUGGCAUCUACCAUCAGUUCCAGAUUGACCCUCUCCUUACUCUUCCAGACAGUGAGCAAUUUGUAGUGGAGAUGCAGUUGUUUCCAGGUCUGUGGUUCAGCCAUGCAGGUCAACUUACAUCUCUGGAACUUGUGGUCCAGCCCUGCCCGAUUGCCUCCCUGGCUCGCGUCCAAAUCCUUCGACCCUAUUGCAGCCCCAACCAACACCUCAUACCUCCAGGUUGCCGCUCGCUCCUGAAUCCGUUCAGCUGCUGCUCAGUGGCUCCGCUGUGCAACACAACAGGAGGUUGCAGUGUGGGCCAAUACUGGUGUCACAUCCUAGAAGCUUGUCUCCCCAACAGCAGUCCAUGUAGUCCCUUCAUCUCAGCAGCAGGGGUCCGACGCUUUGCGUUACCACCCAGAUACACAUCGAGUCCUCCCUUUUACCACUUGGUAGCAGACUUACCUUUGAGAAUAAGACCCUUGGCAGACCUGGAAAGUUUAAACGUGCUUUUUCCAAAGGAAGCCAUCAUGGUGUUCCCCGAUGAUAUUGUCGCCAUACAACACACUCGUAAACCUGGGACUUUCCUGCAUUGCCUUUCCAACGAGGCCUCCUUGAAUUCACCAUGGCGACAAAGUUACCUGUCUCUGCAGGGGACGGAGUGGGGGGGCUGGUGGGAGGGAGGUCUUACUUCUAUGCCUGAAGGCGGCCACUGGGUGGAUGGCGUUGUGUGCAAUGUAAGACUGCUGUACGCAGACACACUUCACGGUACCGAGGAGAUGUUUGGCCAGGCCGAAACAACCACCUCCUCUCACAUGGAGGCCCUGACGUCGAGUGUGAGCUCUAGAUUUGAGCUGAGCAUCAUCCACCCUCCUUUGGAUGAAAAUAAUCGCAUCCACCUUCAAAUUAACACCCCAACUGUCGUUGUUGUCAAAGUUCUAAGGGGAGAAAACGCCAGGUGCUCAUGGUCCGGCCCUGUGCUCCAAACCGGAGUCCGCUUCAGUCCGUCUUGCACCGAAGCCCUGCCGGAAUGUAAGGGCCAAUCUGGGGAUGCAUGGUUCUCCUCCGUGACGCUGGUCCUACCCACGGCGGGGGUUCAGACGCUGAACAUCCGUGUGACGGAUGACGUUGGUUCUCAGAGUUUAAAUGUGACAAUCUGUGGCUAUGAAGGAGUGUCGGGGCUCAGCGUGGAGCCAAGCGAGCACCAGAGGAUGCUUGUGGACAUCCCUCAGUCUUUUUCAGCCAAAGUAGAGAGCGGCUCAUCAGUUACAUUCUCCUGGGUGAUCGACAACCUGGAGACGUUUGCGUAUGAAGGAGAAUCUUACAGUGUGGUCUUCAAGAAAGCGGCUGAGUACAAACUCAAGAGCAAACAACUGCUCCUGAUCGCAGAUGAAAUGACCCCAAUGGGUGAGCCAGAGUUCCUAUUUGCCAGGCAGGUUGUAGCUGUGGGCGAUACACAGCUCUACACUCUCAGGGUGAAAGUGGACAUCGCUUUGUCAGCCACCUUCAGAUGGGAUUUUGGAGAUGGUAGCAGCAGUGUUAUCCAUACCGAGCCUGCUCCAUGUGAGACACUGGAGGGACUCGUGGACCGAAGGGAGAAGCAAGUGUACGUGCAGCACUCUGUGAACUUUACCUAUUUUACGCAAGGUGACUACUCUCUUCAAGUGGAGGUCUCUAACAAAUACGAAAAACUGCAAAAGUCUACCAAGAUAUGCAUCCGUCCCUUGUUAAAACAGCUGUUCCUUGACUCCGCCCCUCUGGUGCCGAUUGUGGAACAGACUUUGCGCUUGGAAGCUACCACUGAUCCGAACUCCAACAACAUCGUCCUCACAUGGGAUUUUGGUGACGAGUCCAAAGCUGUCCAAGGCACCGAUCGCAAAGUUGAACAUGUCUUUACAUCUGCUGGGGUUUACAACAUCACUUUGUGUGCCAACAACUCUCUUUCUGUGCUACACACCUGGCUCGUGGUGGAAGUUAUGGAGGAAAUAUCCAGGCUAAGUGUCAGCUACGACGGACCGAGCGAGUUGGGCUCUGUUACAAAAAUAAGGGCAAAAGUCGCAACUGGUACGGCACUUAUUUGGGAUUUUGACUUUGGCGAUGGGUCGAAGCUGGGAAACUUGACAAAUGGUACAGUUUAUCACGAAUAUGAUUUUCCUGGAAAUUAUACAGUGGGGGUAACUGUUUCUAAUUCUGUCAGCCAUGGUCAGCAGUUUAUCAGCGUGGCUGUAUACGAAUUGGCUGUAGUUGGAAUGCUGCCUGCCGAGUGUAUCACUACUGGUAGGAGCACAGAGUUUACUGCUUUGGUCAGUGGAAAGGUAUCCAUGCUGGCUUUUCAUUGGCUAUUUGGUGAAGAAUUGCCUGGAGUCGUUAUGGAAGGGCGAUUCACAGCAACACACACCUUUUCUAGCCCAGGAGCCUACAGUGUUAACUUAACGGUGCAUAGCUCUAAUAGCACCGUGUCAUACAAUAGCACUGUCUGUGUGGAAACACCAGUAUCUCGCAUGUCGCUGCAGUCAUCUUGUCAUAUAGCAGCUGUUGGAGAUAACGUAUGCUUUAGUGUGUUGUUUUCUGCAGAAGACUGUAAGGGUUGUCAGUUUGAGUGGUUCAGCAGCUCUUCCAGUCAAGCCGUGGUGACAGAAACUGCCCAGAAGUGUUUUACUUUCACAGAUGAAGGAGUUCAAGAGGUAUAUGUCACUGUGAGUAAUAAAGUGAGCAGCCAAACGGCCAAUACGAGCGUCACCGUUCAGACACCUGUCAGUAAUUUCUCUGUGGUGCGAGGUAGUGAGACGGUGACUGUCAAUACAUCAGCCUCAUUUUGGGUGGCCAGUUGUUCUGGCAGUAAUGUGUCAGUGCAAUGGGAUUUUGGUGAUGGUUUUCAAGCAGAACAGACGCAACAUGUUUUACAUGUGUUUACGGCAACGGGUGAUUACACUGUGAAUGCCACUGCCUUUAAUGCAAUAAGCCAGGAAUCUGUGACACUAAAAGUAACUGUGUUGCAUCCGGUUUCAGAGUUUAGCCUUCAAACCAACCAGCCUUACGGUGUGGUUGGGGAAGAGAUGCAUAUUAGAGCAGUUAACAGUGACAAUAGCAGCACUACCUACUCUUGGACAGUGGAUGGCUUAACGACACCCCAGCAAGGAACCUCUGAAUUUAAAUGCAUUUUCCCCAAAGCUGCAGUAUAUAAAGUACGAGCAAUAUCACAAAAUAUGGUAAGCAGACAGGAGGCAACCAUUUCAGUUGAAGUCUUUGAGAGAAUAGAAGGCCUAAGCUUUGAUUGUCCAAAAUUAACAAACAUGACAUACUUACCAACUCGAGAGGAAGUGAUGUUUGUUGCUACAGUCACACGAGGCUCCGACGUUAAAUAUCAGUGGCUUGCUGCACAAAGUGAAAGGAAGCUUCAAAUGGCAGCAGGAGAACGUUUAAACUUGUUCGUUGAAAGUCCUGGAAUGCUAUCAAUUCAGUUAAAUGCCUCUAACAAUUUGGGCAAAACCACCAGCAUGGCUUCUGUUGUGGCUGUAGAACGUGUAAGAAGUGCACACAUAACCACACAGUCACAUAUCGUAGCAGUGGGGAAGUUGAUGAAUAUUUCCGUAUCCGUCCUCACUGGUUCGGACCUCAAGUAUUUUUGGUUUGUAGACCCCGAUCUUCCAUCCAUUGAGACACACACUUCCUAUGUUCUUCACAGGUUUUCAAGCCUCGGAGAUAGUUUUGUCCAAGUUGUAGUUCAGAAUUCCCUCAGUCAGAGUAAUGACAGCAAGACUUUUAUUGUACAAGAGGAGGUAGAAGAGGUGGACUUUAGAAUAGAUGACAAGAUGUUUCCGUUUUAUAUAAGCACAGAUGCUGUUGUGUCAUUUCAGGGUGUUGCCCACAAAGGUAGUGAUCUGGAAUGGUUUUGGAAAAUAAGGGAUGUCAUGACUGACAUUUUUGACAGGACAAACAGAACUUUUAUCUACAUUUUUCCCUGUGAAGGUAUUUACAAGGUGUCUUUAAAUGUCUCCAAUGCAUUAAAUUGGCAGGAAGUUUCACAAGAUGUGUUUGUCCAGGAUAAAAUUGAAGGUCUCAUUUUGAACAUUAGCAAACACAUUCUCUGCACAGGUGAAGACGUUACCUUUAGGUCAAACAUCAGCAAAGGAAGUAAUGUAAGCUAUGGUUUAACAUUUGAAAGUAAAAACUGGAUGCAGAGUCAGGAUGUGGUUGAGGGAAUGUUUAUGACAUCAAGCCUUCCAACAGGGACACAUUUUGUUAAACUUGAAGCUUGGAAUCAGGUCAGUCGUGCGGAGGUGUCAAACCAAGUUCAGAUCAUUGAGAAUAUCCAAACUUUGCAACUUUUAAGUCCUUCCCAGCAAGCCAUAGAGGCUCUGAAAAAGAGACGUUUUGUGGUGGAUGAGCAAAGUGGGUUUCCAGUUAAUUAUACUUGGAUAUUUAACAUAUAUGGUACUAAAAUGGUGCUCACUGGAAAAGAAGCUGACUUUACGCCACCGUUAGGUGGUCUGUUAUCAGUCACUGUGGUCGCAAGCAAUGGCGUCUGCUCCAAGAUGCUAAACAAGACUCUGACAGUUGAAUGGCCUGUUCAGGAGAUUCAGGUUGUUUGUCACUCUGAUCGGAUAUUUACUGGACAUGUUGUGACAUUUUCGGCGAAAGUAAAUGGAGGGACCAACCUCCGGUACUUCUGGGAAUUUGGAGACUAUGUUGAAGAUUUGCAUUUUGGUACAGUCAAUCAUACGUUUGGCAAGGCUGGGUUAUACAUUGUUACAGUCAACAUCUCCAAUAGUGUGAGCCACGUGUCCAAACAACUACCCAUAAAGGUGGAGGUGUUGACGUGUUCUAGUCCUCAAGUAUCUCUCAUCCAGAAACAGACAUCUAUCUUCAAAUCUAGAAUGGCUUUAUUUGAAGCCAAUGUGGACAUGAACUGCUCCGACUACAAAGCUACAUACCAAUGGGCGAUGUUCAGACUAUCAGACAGUCCAAAUGGAAAUAUCACCAGAAACCUUCUCAAUAGAACAACUUCACCUUUGCUCUUUCUUCCAAAGCAUUCUCUCGAUGUUGGGAAGUAUUGCCUUCUAUUCACAGUUUCACUCCAAGGAACUCCUCUUCUCGUGCAACAAAGCACCACAGUCACAAUACUUCACUCCCCGUUGGUGGCUGUCAUCAAGGGAGGUUCACAUCGACUCUGGCCGAGCCUCAGUGAUCUUUUCCUGGAUGGAAGUGGGUCUCACGAUCCUGAUGCUGAUCCAGGAAGAGAGGACACACUCCAAUACCGCUGGACUUACUACACAGAGGUAAAAGUGAGUGAAAUAGCACUGCUUCCUGUGUUUGUGGAGUGUAUUUCCUGUUCUAUGCACACCCCCAUCCGACUAUCUGGAUAUUGUGCAGGAUGUGAGGACCAAGUUCAGUAUGAAUGGAGCGCUGAGGACGAGACGGGCUCGAUCCUUGACCUCGACAAGGUUGCCACAUUCACAGGAAAACACUCCUCUAAGCUGGUACUCCGUUCAGACGUUGUACUACCAGGGAAAAUGUACACCUACACCGUCAACGUGACUGAGCCUGGCAGUGGGAGGUGGGGCAGCGCCAGUCAGAAAAUGGUAGCCGACAAGCCUCCUUAUGGAGGUCUGUGUGUGUUGAGCCCAGUGACAGGCAUCCAUCUGCUGGAAACGGUGGUCACCUUCAAUUGCUCAGGGUGGCAAGAUGGCGAAAGCCCAGCCUCUGAGUUCAUCUAUACAUUCCAGGUGGCCCCAUCCCAUCCAUCUACGGGCCCCCCUGUCACGUUGUACAAGGGCACUCGCUCCAGUUUUGGCAGCAUGGUUCCACUGGGGAGUCCGGUGCACGGACAAAACAAAUCACUCAUCACAGUUACUUUGCUCAUAGAAGGCAACCUCGGAGUAAAAGUCAUUGCUCUAAACAGAACUUUGACUGUUCACAGUCGUGUGACUGCCAGCGAUUGGCUUAAAACCAAGAGUCAGACCGAGUUGUGGGCUUUAGUCCAACAUGGCAACCCGCAGGAGAUCAUCCCAUUUUCCAUUGCUCUCACCAGUCAACUCAAUCAGAUGAAGCCUGGACAAAGUACCACAGAGCUCACGAUGCAGGCAGAGAUUAGAGAGAAUGUCACCAAAGCUUUGGUCUCCCUUCCCAUUUCUUCCCUGAUGGACGUCGAUCAGAUCAGCUCAGCUUUAGCCCUGUCCACUGCUGUCCCUGCUGAGUUAGUGUGUGACGACUGUCAGGAGAAAGUUCUUGAAGCAGUGGAAAAGAUGAUCCACGUAAUGAAGGAAUACACAAGUCCUGGUGUUUUGUCAGUGUUUGACACCGGCAGAAACAUCCUUAACAUCAUAGGUAGCUCCCUGUCUGCUUUGUCUCUGUCAGUCAAUGCCCCGAACUCCCAGCAGAACUACUCAAGAACUUUAGGAGCAGCUUCAUCAAUCACCUUGUCCGCUCUGGACACUGCAGGGGCUUUGAUGCGCACCCUGAUGCACGCUGCCGGUGGGGUUCCCCUUUCCUUCUUCACACCUUAUAUCAGUACAGUCGGCUUCCACGGAGACCCCUCCGACCUUCUCUGCUCUAAGCAGUCCGAUCCAAUGAUCUCCAGGUCAUCAUCAACUCCCCCAUGUCCGUUUCAAAUCCCAACCACGCUCACUGCACACCUGAAAAGUCAGCGCCCAGAGCUGGUGCAGGUGGUUUUUGGUCUGGAUGAGUCUCACGCUUUGCUGUCUGCAGCCGACCCCCCGAUCUCUACUUCUUUGGUUGCCAUGGAGAUCACCACACCGCGGGGGGAGCCCGUACCCAUUCAGGAUCUGGAGCCCGAACAAGCCAUACAGGUCACCCUGCACAACAAGCAUCCCGUGAAACAAGGCGACAGGGAGAACAAACUGAGAAAUGGUGGCGGACACGCGGAUGGUACAUGUACUACUGUAGUACUGCCCCUGGACGGACGUCUGAACUUCACAAUAAAACCUGUGGAUGGCAUGGAUGAAAAUGCAGGCUUAUAUAUCUCCUGCAACUUCAGCCUGGAACAAGAUUUUACUUCAGUGACGUCGGGACGUGUGAAAAUAGAAAUAACAAGUGGAUUCCAGGAUCCUCUCACAAAAGAGUGGCCAAUCACACUUUCUGCUCUGAACACCUUCACGGAGAAAACCUUAUUCUUAUCUCCACUCUCUCUGUGCCAGUACUACAGUGUCAAGGAGAGAAGUUGGAGCAGUGAGGGUCUCAAGCCACUGGAGGGGAGCACGCUUCAAACAGUGCACUGUCUGACGCGCCACCUCACCAUGUUUGGGGCCACUUUGUUUGUUCAUCCUGGGGCCGUCGUACUAUUGCCACCUUCUGGUGGCCCCGUGCUUAAUGUUGUGGUAGGGAUCGUAUGUGCUGUUCUGGUCCUGAUUCAUCUGCUGGUGGGACUCAUUGCCCACAAACUGGACCACCUGGACAUCCUGAGACAAAGCCACGUGCCUCUGUGUGGUCGUUCUGGACUGUACCACUACCGAGUGCAGGUCAAGACAGGCCGGAGACAAGGAGCAGGCACAACAGCACACGUUGGCAUCAGUCUGUACGGCCUCAACAAGAGCGGGUCUCGCCAUCUGCAAAGGGAUGGAGCUUUUCAACGUGGCAGCCUGGACCAGUUUCACGUAGAGACGGAUGACAACUUAGGGGAAGUUUGGAAAAUUCGGAUCUGGCACGACAACACAGGGUUGGAUCCAUCAUGGUAUGUUCAGCAUGUGGUGGUCUGGGAUCCUGUGACCGACCACAUGUUCUUCUUCCUGGUAGAGGACUGGCUCUCGGUGGAGAACCAGAAGAAUGGUACAGUGGAGAAAGAAAUUCUGGCAUCAUGUCCUGAGGAGCUUACUGAAUUUAGACGAAUCCUUUCCUCCCAGCUUCUUUUUGGGAUGGUAGAGCGCCACCUCUGGUUGUCGCUAUGGGAACGCCCUGUCCUCAGUCGUUUCACCAGGUCUCAAAGGGUCACCUGCAGCGCCCUCAUACUGCACUUAUACCUGGCAUUAGGGGCGAUUUGGUAUGGGGCUGUUGGCUCCAGAGGGCACAGAGGAGCGGUGUCUGCUAAUCUGCUGGUUAGCAUGGAGACAGUCGCUGUUGGGAUGGUCGUCGCAGUUCUUCUGUUUCCUCUCCAGUGUUUGAUCUCUUUUUUGUUUAGAAAAACCCAUAAUAAGGUUAUCGUGGACAUGUCAGUUCCUCCAUCACCGGUUUGUCACUCUGUGGAGAUGGACGUCUACCUCGGCCAAUCAGCACAAUCAGGCCCGUCUUUCUUAUCUCUUUCUGAAUCCUCCAGCCAAGUCAGAGAAAGUCCUUCAUCCUUACUGGAGAGCAACGCCUUUGACUCAAGCAUCCUGGACUUCUGGGCUGUCUCCGGUUUGGUGCCUCAGGCGGACGCUGCAGUUCACGGAGAGAACGCGGCUUCCUGGACGUCAUGUGACAGCCUGCUUAAAGAGUCUGACGCCCCCGACCUCUGUGAUGCCUCACUUGAUGGGUUUCCAACUCGCCAGCUCAGGAGGAAAAAGGCUCACUUGCAGCUUCACCUGACCUCGUCUGACCCUCCUGCUACCAAACACGCUCAUCCAUCCCUGCCUGCACAGGACCAGCAUAUUAUUUCUGUGAAUGCUCACAACCGCAAUAUUAAGACAUUUUUGACUCUGUCCGAGGAGAAUCUGCUGAUGUCAAUAGAAGAAGCAAAAGAAGUCACUUCAUGUUUGUCCAAAAACAACUCAGACAGCGGCAGAGACUCCCCUACAACCGCGUCUUCAAUCUCAAACACUCAGAGCACCUCAUGCAGCAGCUGGUCAGACCACACUGAGGAUAAAAGCUUUCACGAGCCAGAGUUCCUCAAGUUCGGUCCACAUGCUUGUCCCUCCCCGUUUGAGAACAAACUCUACAAAUGUCCGUCUGUACAGUCUGUUUACUCGGUGGCCAGUACCUUCCUGCCGAGUCCGUCCCCGGACUCGACAAGAUCCUCCUCCACCACACGCAUCGGCAUCGCUCGAGCUCGACCCAGCCAGCUCUUACCUCCCUGGGUGCUGUGCUUGAUCUACCCCAUUGUGGCCGUGCUGAUCGGAUCCUGCCUAGCUCUUGUCGGAAUCUAUGGCAGCCUCUUCUCCAGAACCGUCGUCCUCAUGUGGCUGAUAUCGGCAUUGUCUGCCUUCCUCACCUCUGCUCUCCUGCUGGAACCUCUCAAAGUUUGCGUGCAGGCCUUGAUCUACACCAUAGUUUGGCGACCUGUGGAUCCAGAGGUUGAGGACCAGCUGGCCCAGGAGACCUCAGUGGUGAAGGCAUCCGGAGAACACAGUGGGAAGGUUAAACCACCAUGUGGCUACGGCCUGCUCCAAGCUAAGGAGGAGGCUCGUAAAGUCCGUGCCCUGAGGUCACUCAUGAGGCACUGUGUGUACCAGCUGCUGUUUUUUUUGCUGGUGCUCCUGAUGAACUAUCAGGACAACAUGGAACAAAGACAGGGAAGGUUGUUGCAAUUCGCUGUGAGACGGCAACUUCUCACUGCUCCCUUGGGGGUGCCCAAUCUCACAUCCGUCGCAAGCUGGUUAGAUGCAGAGCAGUGGAUGAACACCACCUUGGUGAACCACGUGCACCACAACCCUUUGCUGCGCCUUGUUGGUUCGCCUCAGCUCCAGUAUGUGCACACACCGGAAUGGGCAGAGGUUAUCAAUUUGGGAAACAGCAGUGUGGUGACACAACGGGUUCUGGCUGACCUUCACAAGCGAGACUUUUACACUAAAAAGUUUAAAACUAUCUCUUUGGAUCUCACACAAUACCACAGAGAGUCUGGUUUAUUUCUCUGUGUGUCAAUUCAACUUGAUUGGACGCAAAGAGUCACUUCCUCCCUCUCCAUUCAUCCACUCCUCGUUCCGUCAUCCCAUAAAGGCUUGGACCUUCAUCUGGUUCUGACGGUUCUCCUUCUCAGUUCUGCUCUCCUCAUCUUGUUUGGAGAAGUGUGGUCCAUGGCUACUGAGCGUGCUCAGUAUCUGUGUGAAGGCAAACACUGGCUACAGCUGCUAUUGGUGACAUUGUCACUGGCGACGAGUGUCUUCCAACUCUGCUUUCUGUUUCAGGUCACCUCUUGUGUUUCCCAGGUAUUAACACUUCCAUUGCUUUGUGUGCCAGCUGUUGGGAACCUUGAGAUUUGUUCAGCGGUGGGUUAUGAUCAUCAGAGUCCUGCAGAGAGCUUGGAAGGAGUUGUGGGUCUUAAAAAUCCUCUUGCUGCUAUUGAUGCUGUUCUGUACACACCUCAGCAAUACGUGGAUGGGUUUCUGUCCAUGCAUCAGGCUUUGGUGUCAUUGCUGUCCAUUAUGCGGGGCCGGAUCAGCCUCCAAAGAUUAUGCAUAGUCCACCCAGUCCUCGGGCCCCUCUAUGGCCUAUUGGUAAUGGGGGCUGGUGUCUGGCUUUUGGCCAAACUCUUUGGGGCUGUACUCAUCUGUGCAUACAGGGCUGAAAAAGCAGACAUUUAUCGUCAAUCAACAGAACCUCAAGAUUAUGAGAUGGUCGAGUUCUUUAUCAAAAGACUGAAGCUUUGGAUUGGUCUUACAAAGGCGAAAGAAUUCAGGCACAGGGUGAAGUUUGAAGGCAUGGACGUUCCUCCUUCCAGGGCUUCCCAAGAAUCCCGUCUCUCCUCUCUGUUUUCCUCCCCGCCGACUUCUCACUUGCCACGCUCGUCUCCUUCCUUCUCUUCACCUCGUCCGCUGUCAUCAUCGCUUUCUACCAUGUCUGAAGACUCGACAAUUUCUGAGCAAGGCUUUGACGUCCAGCCCUUCCUGGACCACCUGCUGCCAUGCGUCAACGCCCUGCUGUCUCAGUUCGACCGCGUCACCCAGAUAACUGAGGAUGUUAACAACCUGGAGACUGAACUGGAGGAGGCUCUGACCAAGAGAAAGGAACAUAAGAAAGAGAGAAUUAAUGACCAAUUCCAAAAAUCAUCAAAUCCAAAGGACCAGGAGGGUGACAGAAGGACGAAGGAAGUAAGACGCAGGAGGACAGGUCUGCUUUACCCUAGUCCACAAAAAUCCCUUUCAACCAUAUUACCUUUCGCGCCUUCCACAAUCCACUCCUCUCAAGUGUUCCCCCGCACACGCAGCUCACACUCCGAGUGUGAAUCAGUGCGUUUCCAGUAUAACGUGUGCUGCGAGACAUCAGAAGCAAGUAAGUCUUCCGCUGAAAGCUCUGGUUUGGUCAGGUCCCCUAAAAGGAGAGCAUGGCAUUCUGGAAGCUCUCACUCGGCAGAUGCAGCUCAAAGGUUGUGGCAAAAACAAGGUGGAGUGGCCUUCGCCUUCAUCAGACCAAAGAGUGAAGAGGAUGUACUGAGACGUAUCAGUGACGGGGCCCCAAAAAAGAGGAAGGCUUGGAUCGCUGAAGAACCAGAGGUGAAGUAAUCAUUUGUGAUCUUUGUUAACUUCGCAUUGCUACAAGUGGACUUCCACCAAAUUUUAGAAAAGGUCUUUAUCCGAAUCUGAAGGAUACAUUGGAAUUAUGGAUGUCCAUUUUCCUGUUCAAAUUUUGCGUGUUAGUCUGUUUAAUUUUCAAGUUAUAACAUGUUCCUACACAAUAAGAGUCAUUGACACUCAGAAAACAGUUAAAGGGGAACAUUAUCACAUUUUCAAAAGGGUUGAAAACAAUAGAAAUCAGUUCCCAGUGGCUUGUUUUAUUUUUCGAAGUUUUUUUCAAAAUUUUACAUCUCCCGGAAUAUCCCUAAAAAAACCUUUAAAGUGCUCGAUUUUCGCUAUUUGCGAUGCGACUGUCCAUUUCCCUGUGACGUCAUACAGUGCUGCGAAUGUAAACAAACAAUGGCGAAUAGCACAGCAAGAUAUAGCGACAUUAGCUCAGAUUCAGACUCGGAUUUCAGCGGCUUAAGCUAUUCAACAGAUUACACAUGUAUUGAAACAGAUGGUCGGAGUAUGGAGGCAGAUAGCGAAAAUGAAUAUGAAGAAGAAACUGAAGCUAUUGAGCGAAUAGCUAUUGACGCUAUUCGGCCAUAGCAUGGGUGUACCUAAUGAAGUGGCCCAUAGCAUGGCUGCCUUAUUAGCAUCGCCGGUAAAAUGUGCGGACCAAACGAUCAGGACUUUCGCAUCUUGUGACACUGGAGCAACUUAAAUCCGUCGAUUGGUAAGUGUUUGUUUCGCAUUAAUUGUGGGUAUCUAGUUUCAAAUGUACAUACAGCUAGCGUAAAUAGCAUAUUAGCAUCGAUUAGCGUAGCAUGUUAGCAUCGAUUAGCUGGCAGUCACGCCGCAACCAAAUAUGUCUGAUUAGCACAUAAAUCAAUAACAUCAACAAAACUCACCUUCGUGAUUGUGUUGACUUUAUCGUUGCUAAUGCAUCUGCAGGUUAUCCAUACAUCUCUGUGCCAUGUCUGCCUUAGCACCGCCGGUAAAAUGUGAAGACACUCUGGCACAUUCAAUGGGGUCUGGCGGCAGAUUUCUUGCCAGUGGUGCAACUUGAAUCCAUCCCUGUUAGUGUUGUUACACCCUCCGACAACACACUGCACGGCAUGAUGUAUCCAAGGUUCCAAAAAAUAGUCGGAAAAGCGGAAAAUAACAGAGCUGAGACCCCGUGUUUGUAAUGUGAAAACGGCGGCUGUAUUACUUCGGUGACGUCACGUUCUGACGUCAUUGCUACAAGACUGAUAAACAGAAAGGCGUUUAAUUCGCCAAAAUUCACCCAUUUAGAGUUCGGAAAUCGGUUAAAGAAAUACAUUGUCUAUUUUCUGCAACAUCAAGGUAUUUAUUGACGCUUACUUAGGUCUGGUGAUAAUGUUCCCCUUUAAAAAUGUUACCGUGUUUGAGCAGACCUCAUUUUUGGAAUGUGAUCCAAAAAACAACUACUGGAAGAUGCUUGGUAGGAUACAUUGCGUCAAUUAAUUUUAGUUUUGCAUGCAGUCCUCAUAGCGUUUAGCAAAAUGGUAAUGGGAAUGGAUUAUCCAUCCAUCCAUCCAUCCAUUUUUCUACCGCUUUUUCCCUUCGGGUCUGCAAGGGGCGCUGGAGCCUAUUUCAGCUACAAUCAGGCGGAAGGCGGGGUACACGUCAUUGCAGGGCCAACACAGAUAGACAGACAACAUUCACACACUAGGGCCAAUUUAGUGUUGCCAAUCAACCUAUCCCCAGGUGCAUGUCUUUGGAGAUGGGAAGAAGCCGGAGUACCCGGAGGGAACCCUGGGUUAGUUCAUCUGAAACAUGCUGAAUUAGGUAACAUUAAGAAAUGUCUUAUAUUUACAUUUGCACAAUUCAAUAUGUCCGAAAAGGAGUAGGAAGAAGCAGAUUUUAGCCCUGUCUGAUAGAGUUUUGAAAAAAACCUGAUAGCUUGUUUACUACCUGUGUUCUUGUGCGUAAUAUGUUCACAUAUUACCGUGUUCUAGUGUGGAAAGGAAACAAUAACAUGUGAUAGUAAAGUUCAUUGUCGGCAUUGAAAUUAAUAUAUACAGGAGUAAAAACUGUUUGCUUGUUAGCGAUUGUUAUUAAAGUUCAACACUUACUUUUCCAUAUAUCCAUGCAUACAGUUUAAAGCUGACAAAACACAGGCAUUUUUCAGCAGAAUAAAGACAAGAGAUCACAUGGUCUCGAA
Molecule: messenger RNA, 14023 nt
Organism: Nerophis ophidion (straightnose pipefish)
Lineage: Eukaryota; Metazoa; Chordata; Actinopteri; Syngnathiformes; Syngnathidae
Gene: pkd1b
Product: polycystic kidney disease 1b
Exons: 40
Coding region: 1-11841 (3946 amino acids)
Biological process (GO): kidney development
Cellular component (GO): membrane
Molecular function (GO): protein binding
Source: RefSeq, a predicted model, not a curated record